Molecule: messenger RNA, 2392 nt
Organism: Chanos chanos (milkfish)
Lineage: Eukaryota; Metazoa; Chordata; Actinopteri; Gonorynchiformes; Chanidae
Gene: pde4cb
Product: phosphodiesterase 4C, cAMP-specific b
Exons: 15
Coding region: 191-2392 (733 amino acids)
Biological process (GO): signal transduction
Molecular function (GO): 3',5'-cyclic-nucleotide phosphodiesterase activity
Source: RefSeq, a predicted model, not a curated record
CAGACCACGUCUGCUUCCAGAUUUGCGUUUAAACUGGCGUAUCCUAGGUACCGUCUCCCACCGCGGAGGCCGUACUGGUUUUUAGGUGCCUAAUUCAGAACGGGGGGGAAAAAAAGGAAGGAAAAAAAAAAGGAAAAAUUUCAUCAGCCAAUCAGAAUCACCCGUGAAGAUCGCCCAGGCCUCCAGAGAUAUGAGCGAGGCUUUUCAGGGAGAGGGCUCCUUCGGAGGGGCAGCCCAACCAAUCAAACUGAAGCCCAGGUCUCCGGCCGCGUCGCCGUGUGGGUCGCCGAACGCUAGGGACUCGCCGCGGGCCUCCCCCCGGAACUCUCCGUUCCUGUUCCGGAAGCUUCUGGUAAACCGUAGCAUCACCCUGCAGAGACGCUUCACGCUGGCGCACACGCCCAGUUUUGACGUCGAGAAUGGGUUGUCCGUGGGCCGAAGUCCGUUGGACCCUCAGGUCAGUCCGAGCUCCGGUCUGGUCCUGCAGGCCAACUUCCCUCACAGCCAGCGCCGGGAGUCCUUCCUCUACCGCUCCGAUUCCGACUUUGACCUUUCGCCCAAAGCCUUGUCCCGCAACUCCUCCACCACCAGUGACGUACAUGGAGAAGACAUGAUUGUAACACCGUUUGCACAGGUUCUGGCCAGUCUCAGAACGGUGAGGAGUAACUUUGCCACUUUAACACAUCUACAGGAUCGGACAACAAACAAGAGAACGACAAGCAGUAAUCCCCCCACGGUGUGCAAGUCAAGUGUGCAAGAUGAGGCUUGUCAGAAGCUGGCGAUGGAGACACUGGAGGAGUUGGACUGGUGUCUUGACCAGUUGGAGACACUGCAGACCAGACACUCCGUCAGUGAGAUGGCAUCUAACAAGUUUAAAAGGAUGCUGAAUCGAGAGCUCACACAGCUGUCUGAGACGAGCCGAUCGGGGAACCAGGUCUCUGAGUACAUCGCCAGCACCUUCUUAGAGAAGCAGCAUGAUGUGGAGAUUUUGUCCCCGCCGCCGAAGGAGAAGGAGAAGAAGAGAAGGCCGAUGUCCCAGAUCAGUGGGGUGAGAAAACUGACACCCAGCCCUGGACUCGCUCCCGCCUGUAUCCCGCGCUUUGGAGUCCGCACUGCACAGGAGAGCCAGCUGGCCAAGGAAAUUGAAGACAUAAACAAAUGGGGUCUUGAUAUAUUUAAGGUAGCGGAAUAUUCUGGAAACCGGCCGUUGACGGUGAUCAUGUACACCAUUUUCCAGGAGAGAGAUUUACUGAAAACCUUUAAAAUUCCCGUGAACACCUUCAUCACCUUCAUGAUGACACUGGAGGACCAUUACCACAGUGACGUAGCUUACCACAACAACAUCCACGCUGCUGACGUAGUCCAGUCCACGCACGUGCUGCUGUCCACCCCUGCACUGGAGGCAGUGUUCACUGAUCUGGAGAUUAUGGCUGCUUUAUUCGCCAGCGCAAUACACGACGUUGAUCACCCUGGGGUCUCCAACCAGUUUCUCAUUAACACCAACUCGGAGCUGGCCCUGAUGUAUAACGACGCGUCGGUGUUGGAGAACCAUCACCUGGCUGUGGGGUUUAAACUGCUGCAGGAGGAGAACUGUGACAUCUUCCAGAACCUCAGCCGAAAACAGCGCCAGUCGCUCCGCAAGAUGGCCAUAGACAUGGUGCUGGCCACUGACAUGUCCAAACACAUGAAUUUUCUGGCCGACCUGAAAACCAUGGUGGAGACAAAGAAAGUGACCAGUUUGGGAGUGUUACUGCUGGACAACUACUCAGACCGCAUUCAGGUUCUGCAGAACAUGGUCCACUGCGCUGACCUCAGCAACCCGACCAAACCUCUGGAGAUUUACCGUCAGUGGACCGACCGGAUCAUGGUGGAGUUUUUCACGCAGGGCGACCGGGAACGAGACAAGGGCAUGGAGAUCAGCCCCAUGUGUGACAAACACAACGCCUCUGUGGAGAAGUCACAGGUGGGCUUCAUCGACUACAUCGUCCAUCCCUUGUGGGAGACGUGGGCGGACCUGGUCCACCCCGACGCUCAGGACAUUUUGGACACGCUGGAGGACAACAGGGAGUGGUACCAGAGCAUGAUUCCUCACAGCCCCUCGCCUCCUCCCGAGGAGAGAGACCGGGAGAAAUUUCAGUUCGAGAUGACCCUGGAGGAGGAGGUGGAGUCGGACGGCGAGAGCCCCCACGAAGAGGAGAUGCCGGAGGCGGAGUCUUCUCAGCCUCUGACGGACGGCAGGACACGCCUCUCGCCCCCUCUCUCCGCCCACUCCUUCAGCCCGCGACAUAGGACGUUGGCCCUAGAGAUGGGCCCCGCCGUGGACUGUACAGACGGAGAGCGAGGCAUGGACCAGGAAACAAGUAGUGUAUCCAGUCUACGGCUGGGCACGUAA